This is a messenger RNA of Myzus persicae (green peach aphid), 1630 nucleotides long. RefSeq names its product dehydrogenase/reductase SDR family member 4 (gene Dhrs4). The transcript is spliced from 7 exons. NCBI's taxonomy places the organism in Eukaryota, Metazoa, Arthropoda, Insecta, Hemiptera, Aphididae. The record is from RefSeq and is a predicted model, not a curated record. Gene Ontology annotation, molecular function: carbonyl reductase (NADPH) activity. Bases 122 to 1174 code for a protein of 350 amino acids.
UAAAGGUAAUAUGUUAAUAGAAGGAACUGUUUGCGGACAUUUAAUGGCAAUAGCCAAUAGGUAUUAAAAAAAAAACCAAUACAAAUGAGCAAAUGGCAAUGGCAUUUCGCCACACUUUCGAAUGAAUAAAAACCGUAUAGGUAGGUGUGAUCGUGAUUUAUUUAUUUCAUAUUUUACCAUUGAUGGUCUUAGCCAACAAUUCACCUCGUCGUAUAUCAGCAACAAAUUUUCUGUGAAUUUAAAGAUAACCAAAUUGGACCACUGUAAUAGAAAACAAAAUUUUGAACAGAUUAUAUUGGAUUUAAAAAAAUACAUACCUAGGUUACUUAUAAUGAAUUGUGUUUACAAGCUUAGCAGCCCGAUUGUUACUUCAUUUGGAAUACAGAUUAAGAAAAUGUUUUCAAACAUCACUAAACCGCUAGAAGGAAAAGUAGCUAUCAUCACUGCAUCUACUGAUGGAAUUGGUUUCGCUGCUGCUAAACAAUUGGUCAGCGAUGGAGCGUCUAUCAUGAUUUCCAGCCGUAAAAAAAAUAAUGUGGAAAUUGCAUUGGAACAACUUCAAAAACAAUAUGGUGCUAACAAAGUUAAAGGACUUGUAUGCCAUGUAUCAAAAAAAGAGGAUAGGACUAAUUUAAUUCAAGAGACUAUUAAGAUCUUCGGUGGAAUUGAUAUUCUUGUAUCAAAUGCUGCAACAAAUCCUACGUCAGGCUCAGUAUUAGAUUGUGAUGAAGAAAUUUGGGAUAAGAUAUUUGAUGUUAAUGUUAAAAGCGCAUUUUUGUUAACCAAAGAAAUUGCACCACAUUUGAUUUCUAGAGGUGGUGGUUCAAUCGUUUAUGUCUCUUCAAUAGCUGGUGUCAAUCCAAUGCCGAUGUUGGGAGCAUAUUCUGUUAGUAAAACGGCACUUCUUGGUUUGACAAAAGUAGUUGCUAUGGAUUUGGCAGAGAAUAACAUAAGAGUCAAUUGUGUGGCUCCUGGUAUUAUAAAAACAAAAUUUGCAUCAGCGCUUACUGAAAAUGAAUCUCUCAGUGAACAUUUAUUACAAGAAAUACCUAUUAAAAGGUUUGGUCGUCCCGAAGAAAUUGGUUCUGUUAUAUCAUUUCUUUGUUCACCCUCUUCUUCCUUUAUAACUGGUGAAGUAAUUGUAGCAUCUGGUGGAAUGAAAUCGAGGCUUUAAUUAUGUACUUUAAGUUAUUGCAUUGUCAUUUUUAUCUUUAAAUUAAGAAUUUAAACAGUCAAGAUCUAUUUAUUGAAGAAUUAAUAUUCUAAAAUAAUCAAAAAUCUUAUUUAUAUAUAAUCUUAAUAGCUUUAUGUUGAGUUGCAUGAAAAAUUGAUUACCCAUUACUUUACUACUUAAAUAAAUCAUUAAAUGUUUAUUUUUUGUUUAUGCAACUCGGAAUUAUACAUGGGUACAUUGAUAGUCGAUAACUGGACUGGGUUUUCUAAAUUACGGUAUUUGGUAAAUGGUGACUGAUUAUAAGUAUUUUAUUUUCAUGUGUAUAUCGUUUUAUUUUAUUUGGUGUUUAAAUUUUGUUUAUGUAUACUUAUGUUUUUUUGGUACAAUAGUAAGUUGUUCUGGCAAUUUUUUUCUUAUUUAAUUUUAGUAAGUCUUAGUUUAAAAUUUUUUUAAUAU